UCCACCAGACGGAGCCAUACCAUACUGACAAUAAUUAUUGAUCCUAUAAUACACAAUACAGUUCAUUCAGUUCAUCAAAUAUCAUAAUUGUGUGUGAGGAUCGUCAUUUAGUUUAAUAUAUAAUAAAUAAUUUCAGUAGACCUGCCAUUAUAUAAAUUUUAUUGAAGGGUUGCAUAUUUCCCUACUACAAAGUAGGAGAGGGCUUUGAUGCUUUUGGUUUGUACAUUCAGAAUUUUGCUCUUUUGGCGAUCGCACUUUGCAUGUAAUUGAAAAGGUCUUUCACAGUUCUGGUAGACUUGAUGUCGAGGAUCUGGGGUGAAUCAUGUCCAGAACAUUUGAGGUAGGAUAACCAAGGCUUUAAGUAUUUCAUUCUCUCAGAUAUGUAGAAAGGACAUCGGAACAGAAUAUGGCGUAGUUGAGUCAGUAAGCGCUUUUGGGGGAUUGAAAGGUUUUGGGUGAGAUGGAAGGCGAUGUGUUCUUCAAUAGUACGAUGGAUUCUGAAGAGGAGAGGUGGCACGUGGUCUUAUUGGGACGAUAGCCAAUGAAGAAAAAAAAACCCAGAAAAGGAUAGUAAAUGAAAUUGAUCCGCAUUUAAACUCCAAACUAUGAAAAAGUAUCCUUAUGAGAUGUUGAGAUUGACAUCAUUUAAGCAAAUGUAGUACAUACUAAUAUAAAGACAACAGAAUCUACUAAAAUAGUUUGAUUUACUAUUACCAGAUGUCAUAUCCUAAAUGUAUAUAUUAAUCAGUAUCCAAAAAGACUUGAUAACUCAUUUUGAAAUAGAUAAAUAGAAUGGAUCUUAGAGUAUUAAAUAUAUUUCGUCAACAGCGAUUGAUAGCUGACGAAAUAUAUGAAGACAUUCGUAAGAAAGUUAUACUCGGAACUGAGAGUGUCAAUACGAGAGUACUAUCGCAAUCGGAGGGUGAUCAAAGACCAACAAUUUUACAUUGUGCUAUCGAUUAUAAUGACGAUGAUUUUAUUGACUAUCUAUUAAAUAAAGAAAACAUUCAAGUCAACCUUAGCAUCAGACACUACGGUACAGCUCUUCACCAUGCUAUUGAUAAAGAUUCAAUGUUUUGCAUCUAACUUUACUAUUUUUCAUCCUGACAGAGGAUCUCUACUUACUGAAAUAAUUUUUCCAUUACGUCCAAUUUAAAUCGACCGCUCAACUACGCCAGCGCCAAAACAUCAACCAGGACGUAACACCUUGAUGGACAAUUUUUUCAACCUGAUUUUGAGAGUGUAACUGAUGACAAUAUUCCAGCUCAAUGUCAGUUGUGUACAACAAAAAAAAUGAUUCGAGGAUCUAUGAAAGCUCCAUCUAAUUAUACCAAGCAUAUAAAAAGGUGUCACCCAAAUGAUUACAACAAAUAUGUUGAUUAUAAAAAUGAAAAAAAAAGAAAAAAUUCUGAAUUAACUGCAUCUGAAAAUACAACUACCAAAAAUGUUCAAACUCGAUUUGAAAAUAACGUUGCAUCGUUAUUUUUGGCCACUUCUGCUCCUUUUUCUUUGGUGGAACAAUCAGAAUUUAGAAACAUUUUCAAAGAUUUACCUUUGAAAAAAGGUAUAGAAUUGAAACCUAUAUCGAGACGUACUGUUUGUCGAAGAGUGGAUCAAGUAUAUGAUCAUAAUAAAAAUAUGAUUAAAAAUAUUAUAAAAAAUCAUGAUUAUGUUUCUACCUCUGUUGAUAUAUGGAGUAAUAGCAGUUAUCGCUUUAUUGGGCUUUGUGUAAAUUGGAUCGAUGUUAAAACUUUUCAACCAUGUGUUGCUGCAUUAGCAUGCAGCAGGCUUCAGGGGACUCAUUCUUUUGACAGAAUAGCCCAAAAAAUAAGAGAGAUUCAUGACGAUUACGGAAUAUCUAGAUCUAAAAUAGUAGCAACAGUAACUGAUAAUGCAAAAAAUCUAAUCAAAGCCUUUAAAGAACAUGGUGUCGGUUAUCCGGAAAUUACUGAAUCUGAAGAAACAUCAAAUAUUGAAGAAAGCAGUGAAGAUGAGUACGAUAGCUCUGAUUCUAAUUUAUCAACACUAGAAAAUUCCGUGGAAUCUGAUCAAUGUGAACCUAUCGAAGCUGAUGAUCUGCAUAAAUUCCUUCCAAAUCAUUUUAGGUGUGCAAGCCACACGUUGAAUUUAUUAGCAACUACUGAUGUUAUAAAUUCUAUAAAAAAUGUAAAAAAAUUACACGCUAUGCAUAACGAAACAAUAAAAAGAUGUAACGCAUUUUGGAAAUUGAUGGGUACACCAAAACAAAAAGAAAAAGUCAUUGAUAUUGCUGGAUGUGCUUUUCGACGGCCAACAGUCGUACGAUGGAAUUCAUUAUAUGAUUCUCUAACCCAAAUUGUAGCUAUGAAAACAAAAGUAGUUGAAGUUAUUGAAAAAUUAGAAAUAGAUAUGUCAUUACGAGAAGUUGAUUUUCAGUACAUAGAAGAAUAUUUAAUUUGUUUGAAACCCGUUGCUGAUACUCUUGAUAAACUGCAGGGAAAUGUUACCUAUGGUUACUUAUUGCCAAGCUUGAUAUCACUCCGUAAUAAUUUGAGUUUGGUAUCGAGCAAUCGCCUAAAAUAUUGCAAACCUAUUGUAAAAGGACUCCGUGAAAACUUGACAUCGAGGUUUAAACAAUUUUUCGAAAUCGAACGAGAAGGAGAAAUCGCAGCAGUUGCUGCAGUUGUGCAUCCAGAAUUUAAAGGAGUUUGGCUGUCUUGUUUUGAAAUUGCCAAGCAAAAAAUAAUCAAGAAACUAGUUCUAAAUGCAAUGACUGAUGAAAAUAAAAUUAACGUACCAGCUCAACCUAUGGUGGUUGAUAAAUUUUUCAACUUUGGGCCGUCUACAGCAGAAUCUAAUCCGGUGAAUAUGAUGUUUGAAAAAACGACUCCAAAAAUUGAACUAGUAAAUUACUUAAGAGACGCUAACACUGAUAUGACCGUAUUGAACUCAUACCCUUUAAUUCGUGAUGUUUUUAUAAAAUUUAAUAACCAACACCAUCUUCAGCGUCUGUCGAGAGAUUAUUUAAUCGCGCAAAAAUGACUGACUUACCGCAAUAUAAUCUUUUAUCAAAUACUAAAUUUGAAAAAAGAGUUAUAGGAAGAGCUAACGCCAAAUUUCUUACGUUUUGAAAAAAUAAAAAUUAUUG
This is a messenger RNA of Microplitis mediator, 3127 nucleotides long. RefSeq lists its product as uncharacterized. The coding region runs from base 1294 to 3021 and encodes 575 amino acids. Lineage: Eukaryota; Metazoa; Arthropoda; Insecta; Hymenoptera; Braconidae. The transcript has 14 exons. The record is from RefSeq and is a predicted model, not a curated record.